GGGCGUGUCCAGGAAGUGACAUGGCCGCCUCCUUAUACGGAGUCUCCUCGCUUCUUCUCGGUUACUUGUAGGUUAAAGUAGUUUGUCAUUUCCACUCAAAGUUUCUCCAGUAGUUGUCGGGACAGCGCCCAGCGGAGCUCAGCAUGGGCACCGUCCAUGCCAGGAGCCUCGACCCUCUGCCCAUGCAGGGACCGGAGUUAGGCGUCCAAGCAGAUGACGUCGAAGCUCCGGAGAUUGAACAGGAGCCAAAGCAAGAAGUUCUUGAAAACAAAAACGUUGUUGUCCAGCGAGUCCACAUUGAUGGACUUGGAAGAACAAAGGAUGACUUUUUGAGUUAUGAAAUCGCCGAAGUGUUCAGGGCAAAAAACCUGAUUGACGUGAUGCGGAGGUCUCACGACGCACGACAGAAGCUGCUGCGUCUCGGUAUCUUCAGGAAGGUGGAGGUUGUCAUCGACACUUCGCGAGGUGAAGGUGCCCUUCCAAAUGGUCUUGACGUGACCUUUGAGGUCACUGAGCUCAGGCGUUUGACAGGCAGCUACAACACAAUGGUCGGAAACAAUGAAGGGAGCAUGGUACUCGGACUAAAGCUACCAAAUGUGUUAGGUCGGGCAGAAAAACUGACAUUCCAGUUCUCCUACGGCACCAAAGAGACAUCGUACGGACUCUCCUUCUUCAAACCCCAACCAGGACAGUUUGAGCGCAACAUCUCUGUCAACGCGUACAAAGUUACGGGUCAGUUUCCGUGGAGCUCACUAAGAGAGACAGAUCGAGGCAUCUCUACAGAACUUAGCUUUCCUUUGUGGAAGACCAGCCAAACCCUAAAGUGGGAAGUGGUGUGGAGAGAGCUGGGCUCUCUGGGUCAGACGGCCUCUUUCGCCAUCCGGGAGGAGAGUGGCCAUUCGCUCAAGUCUUCCCUUUCGCACGCUAUGAUCAUCGAUACCAGGAACUCCUCCAUCCUUCCGAGGAAAGGAGGAUUACUGAAGAUUCAUCAGGAGCUGGCUGGUUACACUGGGGGCGACGCCAGGUUCCUGAAGGAGGACUUUGAGAUUCAACUCAACAGAGCUCUCGUUUUGGAUUCGGUUAUUUCUGCCUCAUUGUGGGGAGGCCUUCUUCUACCCAUUGGUGAGAAGGCAACAUGCAUUGCAGACAGGUUCUACCUGGGGGGCCCUACCAGCAUCAGGGGAUUUAGUAUGUACAGCAUGGGCCCACAAAGUGACGGUGAUUUCCUGGGAGGUGAAGCCUACUGGGCGGGAGGCCUCCACCUCUACACGCCUCUGCCCUUCAGACCGGGCCGAGGCGGUUUCGGCGAUCUCUUCAGAACCCAUUUCUUCCUUAACGCCGGAAACCUUUGUAACCUCAACUACGGCGAGGGGCCUCAGGCACAUUUGAAGAAACUGGCAGAAUGCAUCCGCUGGUCCUAUGGGCUGGGCAUCGUGCUGCGUUUGGGGAACAUUGCCAGGGUGGAACUGAAUUACUGCAUUCCCAUGGGAGUCCAAAGUGGAGACAGGAUAUGUGACGGGUUCCAGUUCGGAGCAGGAAUUAGGUUCUUGUGAAGAUACUGAACUUUUGUCGGUUGUGUUGAAAGUUUGUUUGUACAGUAUUGUUGGAAAAACUUAGUUCAAUAAAAUUGUCUCAUCUGA
Molecule: messenger RNA, 1640 nt
Organism: Gambusia affinis (western mosquitofish)
Lineage: Eukaryota; Metazoa; Chordata; Actinopteri; Cyprinodontiformes; Poeciliidae
Gene: samm50
Product: SAMM50 sorting and assembly machinery component
Exons: 15
Coding region: 144-1553 (469 amino acids)
Biological process (GO): protein insertion into mitochondrial outer membrane; mitochondrial respiratory chain complex assembly
Cellular component (GO): outer membrane; SAM complex
Source: RefSeq, a predicted model, not a curated record